Molecule: messenger RNA, 1008 nt
Organism: Dictyostelium purpureum
Lineage: Eukaryota; Evosea; Eumycetozoa; Dictyosteliales; Dictyosteliaceae
Exons: 2
Coding region: 1-1008 (335 amino acids)
Molecular function (GO): oxidoreductase activity, acting on the CH-OH group of donors, NAD or NADP as acceptor
Source: RefSeq, a predicted model, not a curated record
AUGACAACAGGUAGCAAUAAAAGUAACUCUGAAACUGUAUUAGUAACUGGUGGAAGUGGAUAUUUAGCAUUAUUUUGUAUUGUCAAAUUGCUAAAAGAGGGAUAUAAAGUUAGAACUACAGUAAGAAAAUUAUCGCGUAAAGAAGAUGUAUUAACAUCGAUUAAAUAUUCAGGAUUGUCAGUAAGUGAUGAUGAGAUUGAAUUUGUAGAAGCUGAUCUUUUGUCUGAUAAUGGUUGGAGUGAUGCUGUUAAAGGUUGUAAAUAUAUUUUACAUGUAGCAUCACCAUUCCCACCAGUACAACCAGAGAAUGAGGAAGACCUUAUUAGACCUGCAGUAGAUGGAACUCUUCGUGUAUUAAAAGCAGCUCGUGACGAUACUAAUGUUAAACGUGUAGUAUUAACAUCAUCAACUGCAGCAGUAGCUUUCGGUAAACCCAACGAGAAUUUGGGUAGACCAUUCACCGAAGAAGAUUGGACCUUCAUUGACGAAACUUGUUCUGCUUAUGGCAAAUCUAAAACAUUAGCAGAAAAAGCAGCAUGGAACUUUAUUGAAAAGGAAUGUGACAAUAAAUUAGAAUUGGUCACUAUUAACCCAACCUAUAUAUUUGGGCCAUUACUCAACACCGAUGUAUCAACAUCAAUAGAUAUUAUUUCAAGUAUUAUUAAAGGUGUACAAUCAUAUGCACAAGUUUCAACAGGUGUCGUUGAUGUAAGAGAUGUAGCAGAUAUUCAUUAUUUAGCAAUGAUCACCGAAGAAGCCAAAGGUAAUAGAUUCAUCUCUAUCUCUAGCGAUAGCAACGUUUCAAGAGAAUAUAUAGCAAGACUUUUUAUAGAAAAACUACCAGAAUUAUCAAAAACUAUAACUCCACCAGGUAAUCAUCCAGAUCAAUAUAAACACAGACAAAUCUCAAAUGAAAAAGCCAAAAGAAUAUUAGGUUGGAAUCCAAGACCAACAAACGAGACAUUAUUAUCAACCGCUAAAAGCUUAGCUGAUUUUAAUUUAAUUUAA